Molecule: messenger RNA, 656 nt
Organism: Selaginella moellendorffii
Lineage: Eukaryota; Viridiplantae; Streptophyta; Lycopodiopsida; Selaginellales; Selaginellaceae
Product: probable prefoldin subunit 5
Exons: 4
Coding region: 31-489 (152 amino acids)
Biological process (GO): protein folding; regulation of DNA-templated transcription
Cellular component (GO): prefoldin complex; cytoplasm
Source: RefSeq, a predicted model, not a curated record
GCUAAGAACCCUAAUAUUUCUUGGGGAGCUAUGGCGGGCGCGUCGGCCGCGGGCGUGAUGGAAGAGGUGAGCAAGCUGAGCGUGGAUCAGAUCCGGCAGGUCAAGGAUCAGGUGGAUGGCGAGCUCAGCGUGCUCCAAGACAGCGUCAACAACAUAAGAACUGCAGCGAAUCGAUUCGAGAUGGCUGCCAAGGCGCUCCAAAAUCUCUCGCAGCAUCCCAAUGGCAAGAAGCUCCUGGUUCCACUCACGGCAUCGCUCUACGUUCCUGGAACGCUUCAAGACGUUGAGAAAGUUCUUAUAGACGUUGGAACAGGCUACUACAUUGAGAAAUCUGUCACCGAUGGGAAGGAUUACUGCGACCGCAAAAUCAACUUCUUAAAAGCCAACCACGAGAAGCUGAUGGAGGUAGCUUCCGAGAAGAGGAAUGUGGCCGAGCAAGUCAAUAUGGUUUUGCAAGCCAAGCUACGCCAAGUAAUGGCCUCGAAGUGACUUCAAACAAGACCAGGAUCAGCCAGGAAGCUCUUACUUUUUCUACUUUUGACGCUUCUCACGAGCGUAGUUCUCACAGGAGCUGAUCUUUUAUACUGCGAAGAUCAUUUGCAAACUCUUGGAAGUUUUCGACCAGCGUGAAAACACCGAAUGCUCUUUUGAUUCAA